AAUCAUAGACACCUAAGAAAGCCCAAGCCAGCCCAGUCCUAAAGCCGCAUGACUUGUAUUAGGGUUUUCCAUUUCCCUCUGUCGAAAUUUGGAAGGCAAACAAAAAUUUCCAUGAACCAUUGGCACUGAGUUACUCAGCUGCAAAAUCAUUUGGGUUUUGCUCUUCCUCUCGCGAAAGUUUUUGAAUCGGGUCGAGAGAAUAAUAGGAAGUCUAGAUGUUGGGGAAAGGAAGGAAAGUGUCUGGUAGAGGAGAGACGGUGGCUGCUAAUUAUGCUUUUGGCCCAGCUGAAGAUGAUAUCAUUAUAAAACACAGGCUUCUGACCCGUACCACUACUACAAGAGGUGAACCCCCAUUGAAGAAACUUCAAAGGAAGUUUACCUCGUUUGUGCUAGAGGUUGAGAAGGGUGAAGAUAACUAUAAUGAUUGUGUGAAAGUUUCCAAGGCUUUCUUACAAGAGUUGUCUACUUUUGAGAUUCCUCUACUAAAGAGUAAAGCUGUUAUUGAUGCAAAUCUUAGAGAGAAGGAGAACUUCAAUGAGUUAAAAGAUGAGAUAAAUAGGCAGAUAUUGCAGGCACAGACUGACAUAGAAGAUCUAAAGAAAUUACUUGAGGAAAGUAAGAUUGAGAGACAGCACAAGGAGGAGUGUGAGGCAAUUAGGAAAUUGAUUUCUGCACAGCCACCGAGAUCAGAAACACAAAAAAGUAUAACAGAGUUAGAGAAAGAGAUUGCAGCAUUGGAGGCAGAGAAUACUGCUGGUUCAAGGUUGCUGGAGCUCCGGAAGAAACAGUUUGCCCUGUUAUUGCAUGUGGUGGAUGAGUUGCAAAAUACCAUAGAGGAGGAACAGAAGAGUUUGAUUGAGGAGAUGAGAAUGGUGACCGAAGAGCAGAAGAGUGGAAUGGAAGAUGCCGGUGGGGGCUCUGAAGUGAUGGCUGUUGAUUAGCUGGGUGCUGCAUCUAAGUUUUGCAGUUGUAAGUUGCUUCUCCCUGUCAAUCAUGCUCGAAGAAAUAAAAGAUUCAAUGCAAUACCUGGAACACAAUUCAAGUUCCAUAACAGUUCUGCGGACUCUGUAACUGAUGUCCUAUUUGAUCUUGUCAAUGGCAUGUUUGAUCUCUUUUCCAGGUGAUGUAAAUCUACCAUUGCUUUAACAGCUAGUAGAUUGACUCCCAGCUUGUAGAAACUUGCUCCAAUAUCUUUGCUUUUGCAAUUGCAAUUUGGAAUACAAAUUUCCCCAUAUGUUGCAGGGUUUGAUGCUUACAUGCCUAAAUAUCCAAAACUAUAUUGUAAGCUUAAGGUCUAUUCCUGUUUAGGCAGCCAGCAUCCUAAUUUAAGUUGUGAGGGGAACGUAAGUGGACUUUCCUUUGCCUGAUCCAAUUAGAAACUAUUCCUUUCCAGAGUGUAGAACAUAAUUGAAGGGAGGACCAAGCCUGACACCUCCCAAUAGAAAUAUUAUAUGAACUAUAUAUUUUUUUAAAAUUUAAAGUUAUCAGAAUUUGAAUUCUAAAUACUGAAAUUAAGAGUCAAAGUGUUUUAUCAACAGUCAUGCGACUGUUGGCAGGAACUAUACUUUUCUAAGUAUGCUUAAAAAAAAAAAAA
Molecule: messenger RNA, 1594 nt
Organism: Durio zibethinus
Lineage: Eukaryota; Viridiplantae; Streptophyta; Magnoliopsida; Malvales; Malvaceae
Product: THO complex subunit 7A-like
Biological process (GO): mRNA export from nucleus; mRNA processing
Cellular component (GO): THO complex part of transcription export complex
Source: RefSeq, a predicted model, not a curated record